This is a messenger RNA of Triticum dicoccoides, 866 nucleotides long. Its product is annotated as calmodulin-3-like. The coding region runs from base 128 to 673 and encodes 181 amino acids. Gene Ontology annotation, cellular component: myosin II complex. The record is from RefSeq and is a predicted model, not a curated record. Lineage: Eukaryota; Viridiplantae; Streptophyta; Magnoliopsida; Poales; Poaceae. The transcript is spliced from 3 exons. Gene Ontology annotation, molecular function: calcium ion binding.
CCACGCCCCCGCGACACAGAUGCACCCAGUCGCGCACUGAAACCCCCCACGCCAUCAUCGCCCCAUCAACGCGCAGCUCGCGUAACAUUUGCAGGCCCUCAUCGUCCCCUCGAGGUCUCCGUUUGCCAUGGCGGACCAGCUCAGCGAGGAGCAGAUUGGCGAGUUCAAGGAGGCCUUCAGCCUCUUCGACAAGGACGGCGAUGGCAGCAUCACCACCAAGGAGCUUGGAACCGUGAUGCGCUCCCUUGGCCAGAACCCGACCGAGGCAGAGCUGCAGGACAUGAUCAACGAGGUGGAUGCGGACGGCAACGGCACCAUCGACUUCCCAGAGUUCCUGAACCUGAUGGCCCGCAAGAUGAAGGACACCGACUCAGAGGAGGAGCUCAAGGAGGCGUUCCGUGUGUUCGACAAGGACCAGAACGGUUUCAUCUCUGCAGCGGAGCUCCGCCAGGUGAUGACCAACCUCGGGGAGAAGCUUUCUGAGGAGGAGGUGGAGGAGAUGGUCCGCGAGGCCGACGUGGAUGGCGACGGCCAGAUCAACUACGACGAGUUCGUCAAGGUCAUGAUGGCCAAGAGAAGGGAGAAGAGGAUAGAGGAGAGGAGAGCGCCGUCGGCCAAGAAGAGCGCUGCAGGGGCGUCUGGUGCAAAGGGCAACAAAUGCAUAAUCCUCUAGCUGAAACCAUCGAGCGUGCAUAGUGUGUGUGGUGCGCUCGGAGCGCUGGUCCCCGACCGACGCAUCUGAGCUGUUGUAUGUAUCAAUGUAUGUUCAUGUGUAUCCCGGUGUAUGAUGGCCAUCGGCCUACGACUGUAACCAUUCUCAAGGUAAACGAAUAAAGUUGCUCUGUGUCUUGCAGAAAAAGAAGAAA